Molecule: messenger RNA, 2012 nt
Organism: Lucilia cuprina (Australian sheep blowfly)
Lineage: Eukaryota; Metazoa; Arthropoda; Insecta; Diptera; Calliphoridae
Product: nischarin
Exons: 4
Coding region: 334-1812 (492 amino acids)
Cellular component (GO): cytoplasm
Molecular function (GO): protein kinase binding; phosphatidylinositol binding
Source: RefSeq, a predicted model, not a curated record
CUGUCAAAAAUUAUUGGUUGUGUUGUGAUUAAGUUUUUGUAAAUUGCCAAAGAAUUUCCUCACAAACCGCAAAAAAAUGUUUUAAUUGUGUGAAAACUAAGAGAUAUUUUAAAAUAAAAAUAAUUUAAUAAAAACAAGUGCAAUAUUAGUUUUAAAGUGUUUUUUUAUAUGUAAAGUGUUUGAAGAUACUUUUUGUUAAGUGUUAUAAGCGGCCCCCUAAAUAGACGAUAGGAAUCAAUUUGUUUGUGCGUGCGUGUGUGUCUUUUAUCUAAUUACUUUGUCAAGGUUUUUCUUGUUUUCUUCCGAAUUUGGGGGAAGGGAAACCUAAAAAUCAUGUCUUGUUACUUCCGCCAGAAUUCGGAUUGCGAAAUAACAGUGCCCAAGUAUAAUGAAUCUGCUACGGGUAUCAUCUAUUAUGACAUUAAAGUGCGGGUGGCUCAGAUUGAAUGGCUGGUGGAACGUAGAUAUAAAGAUUUUGAUCAGCUCAAUGAAAAGUUGGUAGAGGAGAUUAGCAUAUCCAAAAAGCUAUUACCACCUAAAAAGAUAGUGGGCAAUAAAAAUCCAGCAUUUCUCGAACAAAGACGAGAACAAUUGGAAAAAUAUCUCAAAGAACUCUUAGUAUUCUUUCGCAUACAAUUGCCGCGAGUAUUGGCGGAAUUUUUGGAAUUUAAUAAAUACGAUAUUAUCUAUUUACUGCAAGAUCUAGCCAAGCUAUGUAAUGAAAGUGGUGAUGCUUUGUUAAGUAAUAAAAAAGAAUUUCAUUUUUCCGCUUUAGAGGUGUAUGCCAUAAGUGAACGUUUAAAUUUACCUUGUCCCCCCGAAAGUAUAGAACGAGGAAAAUAUGAUUUCUCUCAUGUGUUAGACUUUUGCACACAAUUGGAGGUGAUUAAAGUGACACCGGUGAAAAAUAACGAUACCUUUGCUAGUGAUUAUAAUGCUGUAGAUGUUCCUAUAGGACGCAGUAAUAUAAUACCGAAAAGUCUUAAAUUCAAUCUAAAUGCUUUUCGUAAUUUGCUGUGUCUAAAGAUUUUCGCUUUACCUACCGAAAAUAUUAUCGAUAUUGGUCUGUUGAAGCCGACUUUACAAAAGAUAUGUGUUCAUAAUACCACCAUAACUUCCAUUAAUCAAGUCUUACUGUGCGAUAAUGUGCACAAAGAUACCAGCAUAGACAUUCCUAGUGGUGAAGCUAUAGCUUUAAAUCGUUCUGCCACUUCAAAUACCAGUACGAAUAGUAAUUGUGCCAUAACUUCAACCUCACCCUUGUGGCGUAAUAUGGUGGAAUUGAAUUUAUCGGGUAAUUUAUUGACACAAAUUGAUGAAAGUAUUAGAACAGUGCCACAGAUAAGAGUACUUAAUUUGGAACAGAAUCGUUUGAAGAGUAUUAAAAAUCUGGCCGAAUUACCGCAUUUGCAAGUGUUAAAUCUUUCCAUAAAUGUUAUAGCCGAAUGUGUGGAUUGGCAUUUAGAAUUGGGUAAUUUGGUAACAUUAAAUUUAUCACAAAAUAAAUUAAAAACUAUUAAGGGUUUGCGUAAACUGUUGUCCCUGGUAAAUUUGGAUUUAAGUUGUAAUCUCAUAGAUGAUUUAGAGGAAGUGGAUAAUGUAGCUUGUUUGCCAUUAUUGGAAACUUUAAGAUUAACCGGUAAUCCCUUGGCUAGCAGUGUGGAUUAUCGCCCGCGUGUCUUGGCUAGAUUUCAUGAUAGGGCUGCGGAAAUUGUUUUGGAUAGUGAAAAGGGUACUCAUAAAGAAUUGGAUACCGCCUUGGUUUUGUCAGCUUUACAUACCUCACGCAUGAGACAGAAAUCUCAACAAUAACGUUAGGUUUGUAGCUUUUUCGCCCUCAAUAUUUUACAAAAAUUUACUUUAUUUAUAAAAAAUAUAUAUAUGUAAAAUUGUUUUUUGUAAAGGGACAGCUAUAAAUUCCAUUUAUUUGUGUUACUUUUUAAUGUUUUUAAUUUAUUAUUAUUUUUUUUAGUUUGUAUUACUUUUAUUGAGAAUAAAAAUUAAUUGCGUGC